This is a messenger RNA of Colletotrichum costaricense, 1344 nucleotides long. RefSeq lists its product as uncharacterized. The coding region runs from base 1 to 1344 and encodes 447 amino acids. The transcript has a single exon. The record is from RefSeq and is a predicted model, not a curated record. Lineage: Eukaryota; Fungi; Ascomycota; Sordariomycetes; Glomerellales; Glomerellaceae.
AUGGACUCUCGAGAUCUCGCUCCUGAUGACGCCCUCCUCAACCAAAUCUUUCCUGAUCAACCUCACGUCUCCAUAGAUAGUAUCUUCGUACAAACCUGGGACAAAUGCGUCUUCAAAGCCAGCUUCCCACAAGCCCGCCAGUCAGAUACCAGCAGGCCAGAUAUCAGCAAGCCUGAUGCCCGCAAGCCUCCUCCCUCGUAUCUAAUCCGUCUGGAGGUCGUAGCCAAGAACGAGGAAUCUACACAAUUUGCCACCGUCUCAGCCAUGCAGCAGAUCGCCUCGCUCGCCAUCCCAAAACUCAUCCCAAAGACAUAUCGGACCGGCAUGACCAACAAUGCCCAGAGGAAACUAGUACAGUUCAGUGUGACGAAGUAUAUCAAGGGGAAGACAUUAGAAGACGUAUGGGAGCAGAUGAGUGACGAAAAUCAACAGUCCGUUAUGGCUGCUCUCGUCGAGGCACUACAGAAACUGCAUUCUAUUCGGAUUCCCGACUCUCUAGACCGAAUUCGGGACAUUUUGGCCAAGUGCGAGCUACCUCUAGCACCGGGCGGCCUCAGGGAGCACAUUCUGGGGGAAACAGAGUUCAUGGGCGGGCCGAGCACGGGAUUCUUCGCUCCCAAGGACGGGCCAGCUCUUCUCAGCGCCAUCGACAAGAGGUGGGAGCUGAGUGGACGACCCUUCUACGCCAUGGUCGCCACGGAGUCUGGUGGUGUAGUCGUACAGUCGGAAUACUCAGACCUCGGCUUCGUGAAAGUUGAAAAGGGCUGCUGGGAGGAAUGGUACCGAGAGGCCGUUCUCUGCCACAACGACCUCAACCCCCGCAACAUCAUCGUCAGCAGCCUGUCCGACUCUGAGUCUACCUCUGCCUAUCAAUCUGACUCUUCUAACGAAACUUCCGACUACGAGCUCUCCGCCAUCAUAGACUGGGAACUCUCCGGCUUCUACCCCCCGUCCUACGAGCUCAGCCUCCAAGAUACCUACCUCAGCGGGGCCAACCGCCUAUUGUCCUUCUACUCGCUCCUAAAGAGCCAAAUGAAGGAUACCGUACCCCGUUGCCCAUCUCAAAUCUCCUUGCUACAGGUCAUGGACCUUAUCUUCGAAUCCAGACAGAGGCGACUGAGGGAAGGCAACAACAUCCCGGCCAUUAUCCGCGAGAGAUUCAUACAGAGAUUGCAGUUGCGGCGGGAUGAGGAUCCGUAUCUUGGCUGGGUACCUAAAGAUCAUGAAGCAGCCCGGCUUGUGCUUUCAUUUGCCGAUGUUCUGAAUAUAGAACGCGAUGUUGUUGCUGAGAGGGAGGCGAAGGCAGCUAGCCGGCUGCAGGUUGGAACUGGGAGUGAUUCGUAG